This is a messenger RNA of Myotis davidii, 1213 nucleotides long. RefSeq names its product voltage dependent anion channel 2 (gene VDAC2). Gene Ontology annotation, molecular function: voltage-gated monoatomic anion channel activity. The transcript has 9 exons. Gene Ontology annotation, cellular component: mitochondrial outer membrane. The record is from RefSeq and is a predicted model, not a curated record. Gene Ontology annotation, biological process: monoatomic anion transmembrane transport. NCBI's taxonomy places the organism in Eukaryota, Metazoa, Chordata, Mammalia, Chiroptera, Vespertilionidae. The coding region runs from base 77 to 961 and encodes 294 amino acids.
CCCCUCCGCCCCCUUGUUCCUCUCGCUGACUGCACUUCUUGUCCUUCCGCAGACCACCUCUUCCCGCGGCCUCGCCAUGGCGACCUACGGACAGAGCUGCGCGCGGCCAAUGUGUAUUCCUCCAUCAUAUGCUGACCUUGGGAAAGCUGCCAGAGAUAUUUUCAACAAAGGAUUUGGUUUUGGGUUGGUGAAACUGGACGUGAAAACAAAGUCAUGCAGUGGCGUGGAAUUCUCAACAUCUGGUUCAUCUAAUACAGACACUGGUAAAGUUACUGGGACCUUGGAGACCAAAUAUAAAUGGUGUGAGUAUGGUCUGACUUUCACAGAAAAAUGGAACACUGAUAACACUCUGGGAACAGAAAUCGCAAUUGAAGACCAGAUUUGUCAAGGUUUGAAACUGACAUUUGAUACCACCUUUUCACCAAACACAGGAAAGAAAAGUGGUAAAAUCAAGUCUUCUUACAAGAGGGAAUGUAUAAACCUUGGAUGUGAUGUUGACUUUGAUUUUGCUGGACCUGCAAUCCAUGGCUCAGCUGUCUUUGGUUACGAGGGCUGGCUUGCUGGGUACCAGAUGACCUUUGACAGUGCCAAAUCAAAGCUGACACGGAACAACUUUGCAGUGGGCUAUAGGACUGGGGACUUCCAGCUACACACUAAUGUCAAUGAUGGGACAGAAUUUGGAGGCUCAAUUUAUCAGAAAGUAUGUGAAGAUCUUGACACUUCAGUAAACCUUGCGUGGACUUCAGGUACCAACUGCACUCGCUUUGGUAUUGCAGCUAAAUAUCAGUUGGAUCCCACUGCUUCCAUUUCUGCAAAAGUCAACAACUCUAGUUUAAUUGGAGUGGGCUACACUCAGACUCUGCGGCCUGGUGUGAAGCUUACGCUGUCUGCUCUGGUAGAUGGGAAGAGCAUCAAUGCUGGUGGCCACAAACUGGGGCUUGCCCUGGAGUUGGAGGCUUAAUCCAGCUGAAGCAACCUCUGGGAAUGGAUAUCAGAAGAUUUGGCCUUAAUAUAUUUCCAGUGUGACCAGCAGGCUUUUCUCCCUCCAAGAAGGUGAUCAAAACAGGAUGAGCUAAACAAGAGCUGUGUUUUAAAUAUGUAUGUAGACAGUUACUUGUUAGCUGGUUUCUAGUUGAAUUGGUUAUCUAGUUACCAAUGCGGCAGUCCUGCAGUCACCUAUACAUUAUUUAAUGUAUUUAACUGUUAAAUGCGU